Hyaloscypha bicolor E is the source of this 1734-nucleotide messenger RNA. Its product is annotated as multicopper oxidase. Lineage: Eukaryota; Fungi; Ascomycota; Leotiomycetes; Helotiales; Hyaloscyphaceae. The transcript has 3 exons. Gene Ontology annotation, molecular function: copper ion binding; oxidoreductase activity. The record is from RefSeq and is a predicted model, not a curated record. The coding region runs from base 1 to 1734 and encodes 577 amino acids.
AUGAAGGUUGCCACGGCUUUCCUGGCAUCCGCCAUUGCUCUCUUCGCGAAUUCUGUUACCGCUAGUGUCAUUCCUAUCGGAGACGUCUCGGUGGUGGAGAAUGGUAAUAUCAAGCGCCAAUCUUGUGUCAACACUGCUACAUCGAGAGAGUGCUGGGGCGAUUACAGUAUUGACACUAACUGGUACGAUGUCACUCCUGAUACCGGAGUUAUCAGAGAGUACUGGUUAUCGGUGGUGAACACAACAUUGGCACCAGAUGGGUACGAGCGUUACACCAUGACUUUCAACGGCACCAUUCCGGGUCCAGCGCUCAUUGGUGAUUGGGGAGAUACCUUUGUCAUUCACGUCACCAACAACUUAGAAAACAACGGUACCGCCAUUCACUGGCAUGGUAUGAGACAACUGAAUAAUACCGAGUUUGAUGGAGUUCCUGGAGUAACACAAUGCCCACUCGCUCCUGGAGAGUCUUUGACUUACACCUUCCCUGCUACCCAGUAUGGGACCACCUGGUACCACUCUCACUAUGCCCUCCAAUAUGCUGAGGGUCUUUACGGUCCGUUGAUUAUCAACGGUCCAACUACCGCCAACUAUGGUGAAGAUCUUGGUGCUCUCAUGGUUGCUGAUUGGGACCACACUUCUGUCUUCAAGCUGUGGGACAAAGUCAAAACUGGGGGGCCACCUUCCCUCGAUAACACGCUCCUAAAUGGCACAAAUGUUUAUGACUGCACUACCAGCAGCGAUGCGGCCUGCCUUGGUACUGGUAAAUACUUUGAAGUUGUCUUUGUCGAAGGCACCAGCUACAAGCUCCGAAUUAUCAACGUCGGCACAGAUAUGCAUUUCCGAUUCCAGAUCGAUGCUCACAAUUUCCAAGUUGUUGCUAUGGAUCUUGUUCCUAUUGUACCUUACACUACUGACAACCUCCUUGUCGCAAUUGGCCAACGUUAUGAUAUUAUCGUCAAUGCCAAUGCGACCAAUGGUGGAGACUUCUGGCUUCGUGCAGUUUGGCAGACUAGCUGCGGCAGCAAUCUCAACGCGGCAAAGUCACUCGGAAUAGUUCGUUAUAAUGCCUCAUCUACAGCUGACCCUACUACCACACCGGCAACAACGUAUGCCAGUGCCUGUACCGAUGAGCCGCUCGCAAGCCUUGUUCCUUACUACGCAAUGAACGCCACGGCUAGCACACCAACUUCCAUCGCCAUCUCCAGUGUCGCUGGCUCCUGGGAGAUCAACGGCGGCACUCUACAGCUGAACUGGUCCGAUCCUACGAUCCUCAUGGAUUACCAGAAUGAGUCGAUCUUUCCUACUGACUACAACGUGUUUCCUUUGCCAACGGCCAACGUAUGGGUUUCCUUCAUCAUCACUGCUACCGGCCCCGGCGCAGCUCACCCAAUCCACCUCCACGGCCACGACUUCUGGAUUCUUGGUCAGGCGUCAACGGCUUACAGCGCUACAACUACCGUCCUCAACUACAACAACCCUCCCCGUCGUGAUGUUGCUACUCUCAUCCCGGGUGGAUAUCUUGCCAUCGCUUUUAUCACUGACAACCCGGGCUCGUGGCUCGCGCAUUGCCAUAUCGCUUGGCACGCGUCUGAAUCGCUUGCUUGGCAGUUUGUGGAAAGAGAGAGUGAAAUCACUGGGACUCUCACCAGCGCAGAUACAUUCCUAGAUACUUGUGCGUCUUGGGAGACUUAUUACACCCCAACUGUUCCUCAAGAGGAUGAUUCUGGAAUCUAA